GCUCAGCGCGCAUCCCCCGCCCCCCAUUCCGUCGCCGGCCUCCCCGAUUGCCACAUUCCCCGAAGAGUGAGCUCAGCUGUUAGCUCAGCGCAGCCUCUCUCCUUUUAUGGUCAAACGCUUGGGCAGGGGGAGGCUCUUUUCGGCAGCCUUGGGGCUCCGGCGGCUCGGCUUUCCUCCGCCCCGUCAACUCCCCUUCUUGGCAAGCCAGGCUUGCUUAGAAAGUUGCGCUCGGGCCAGGCAGGCAAAGACGCCUGGCCACGGGCAAGCACCGCCAGAAGCUGCCAUCCGCGGCGCUUCGCCUGCCGGAGAAGACGCAAGAGCGCCUUCUAAAGUCCCGCGGAACCCCGGAGCGGUUUUCGGUUCCUGAAAGGGUAAGGUCGUCCUGUGUCACACUCAGCAAGAUGGCCUCAUCCGGCGCCCCAGGAACCCGCAUGACCUCUACUGUCAGCAUCAACAUCUCCACUCCAAGUUUCUACAGCCCCCAGAAAAAAUUUGCGCCUGUCGUCGCUCCUAAGCCCAAAGUGAAUCCCUUCAAGGCCGCUGGACCGGUUCCAGAAAAUGCUUCUGAGCAGAGGUUGCCUCCGGCUGCUGGAGCAUGUGCCCAGAUAGGAAAAGUGGGGGAGAUCCCCAUAGCUGUGACUCUGCCCCCAGCAGAAGAAUUUCCUCUGCCACCACCACCGCCUCCAGGAGAAGAGAUAGUGGUGAUCCCAAACAACAAUGCAUUCCCUCCUCCACCUCCUCCAUUUGAGGAACCACCUCCUCCAUUUGAGGAACCAUUUCCUCCUGCUCCAGAAGAGGUCUUUCCUUCCCCUCCUCCUCCUAUGCUGGAGGAAGAACCCAUGUUUCUGAGUGGCUUGCCUGUUUCUCAGGAGAAGGACCGUGGAAAGACGAGUAGCAUUGAUCUGGAGAUUGAUUCUUUGUCCUCAAUGCUGGAUGACAUGGAAAAGAAUGACCCUUUCAAAACCCGGUUGUCUUCAGGGCCUAUAUUUCCAGCAAAUGUAGGUUCUGCUUCUAGAAGCUCCUUAGAAACUGUAGCUCCAACUAAAGACAGUCCAGUUCCUAUUAUCCAGGCUGCAUCCGGUCCUGCUGGAAACUCUGUGGCCAAGCAACCAGAGGAAACUGCUCCUGUUCCUCCACCAUGGGUAGCCAUGAAGCAGCGUAAAGACUUGUCGUCGUCGGUAUCACCUGCUCCUCCGCCAGCUCCAUCAGUUCCUAAGUUCACUGCAUCUCUUCCUGCCACGGGUCCAAAAUUUGUAUCUAAACCAGCUCCUGCGGCUCCUCCAAAACAGCCCGCUUCAUUUCCUGCACAGUCUCAUUUCCCAGCCCCUUCGGGCACAGGCUCAGCUCCAAAGCCUCAGCCUCCCACUUUCACUUACGCACAACAGCGAGAAAAACCACAAGUCCAGGAGAAGCCAUAUCCUACUGGGCAGCCAUCUGCCCCACGAGAAAUGCGCAACCCCGUAUUUCUUCCAAACACUGGAUCAGAUCCACCUAGGAACAGCUCUGCUCUGACCAUGAAGGAGGUAGAGGAGCUGGAGAUGUUAACCCAGAAGCUCAUGAAGGACAUGGAUCAUCCACCCCAUGCCGAAGCCUCUAAUUCUGAAUCCUGUGGUUUGUGCAAUAAGGCACUAUCUCGGACUCAGCCUGCUGUCCGGGCCUUGGACCAGCUCUUCCACGUUGAAUGUUUUACCUGUUUCAAAUGUGAGAGACAGUUGCAGGGGCAGCAGUUCUACAAUGUGGAUGAAAAGCCUUUUUGUGAAGAAUGCUAUGCGGGCACCCUAGAGAAAUGCUGUGUGUGCAAGCAAACAAUCACAGACAGGAUGUUGCGGGCCACUGGUAAUUCCUACCAUCCUCAAUGUUUCACUUGUGUGGUGUGCCACAAACCCUUGGAAGGGGCAUCCUUCAUUGUGGAUAAAGCCAACCAGCCACAUUGUGUUGAUGAUUAUCACAGAAAAUAUGCUCCUCGCUGUUCAGUAUGUGCUGAGCCCAUCAUGCCAGAGCCUGGGAAGGAUGAGACUGUUCGUGUGGUGGCCCUGGAGAAGAAUUUCCACAUGAAAUGUUACAAGUGUGAGGAUUGUGGGAAGGCCCUGUCCAUUGAAGCAGAUGACAAUGGUUGCUUCCCUCUGGAUGGCCAUGUGCUGUGUAGGAAAUGUCACACCACACGUGUCAAAGCUGCGGUCUGAAGAUCUUGAAUCAGGAGAUGUUUCAGUGUAUUCCUCCUGCCCAAAAGCAGCAGAUCUGAUCUUUUGUAUGCUUUUUCUUAUGACUCCUUCUU
This is a messenger RNA of Notechis scutatus (mainland tiger snake), 2275 nucleotides long. NCBI's taxonomy places the organism in Eukaryota, Metazoa, Chordata, Lepidosauria, Squamata, Elapidae. The record is from RefSeq and is a predicted model, not a curated record.